AUGAGAUCUAUUGGUUUGUCGAAGUUGGCAUUCCUUAUGUCUGCAUUGCUGAUCAAUUCAUGCUUUUCCAUCAAUCCAAAUAUAGUUGUUCAACCAGAGACCAAGAGAUUCAUUGACUCUGAUGGUCGUGAACGUAAUUUCCAUGGAGUAAAUGUUGUAUAUAAAAUUCCACCAUUUGCACCAACUUUAGACUUUGAUGUAUAUCAAUCUUUUGGUCCAAAGGAUAUGCAAUAUCUCCAAGAUUGGGGAUUGAAUAUUGUUAGAUUCGGUGUGAUGUGGGCCGGUGUCGCUCCAGAGGCCAGAGGUCAAUACAACGAAACCUACCUCAGUUACAUGAGAAACAUGGUAGAUAUGAUGGAACCAUACGGAAUCUAUGCUUUGAUUGACAGCCAUCAAGAUCUAUACUCGCUCGUCUAUUGUGGUGACGGUGCUCCCAACUGGGCUGCCAAACCAAAGGCCAAAGAAGCAUUCCCAAUUCCAGUUCAACUCCAACCGUUCGUCUAUGACAACACAACAGGUUGGCCAUCGGACAAUGAAUGUGGAAAACACUCAUGGGGUAGCUACUAUGGUACUAUCUCUGUAUCGAGUGCCUUCCAAUCGCUGUACGAUAACUAUGAUGGAAUCCAAGAUGGUUUCAUCGAGCAAUGGCAACAAAUCGCUUCCACCUUCAAAACCAGUACCAACACCAUCGGUUAUGAACUCAUCAAUGAACCAUGGGCUGGUGAUAUUUUCGUUGAUCCAUUUUUACUCUAUCCAGGUGUAGCCGAUAAAAAGAAUUUACAACCAAUGUAUGACCGUUUAAACACUGGAAUUAGAUCAAUUGAUUCAGAACAUAUUAUAUUUUUUGAAAGUGUAACUUGGGAUGAGCUUCCAAAGGGUGUUGGAUUUGACCAUGUUCCAGGUGGUGAUGAGUACCGUAAUCUCAGUGCUUUGAGUUACCAUUACUAUGUACCACCCGAUUUCAGUAUCGAUGAAAUCAUGGAUGUCAGAAUGAAGGAUUUGGAUAAGCUGGGAUGUGCCGGUAUGCUCACUGAAUUCGGUGGAAACGUUGGUGAUUCCGAAUCGGUACUCGAGAGCACUCUCCUCACUAUGGAGGCUGUCGAGAGAGACAACCAAGGUUGGAUCUUCUGGAUCUACAAGGACUUCGCACCAGACUCAUACGGACACCUUUUCUUCAAUGAAAGCGGUGAGCCCGAUUGGACUCGUGUCAAACUCUUCAGUAGAACCUACGCUCAGGCUGUUGCCGGUACCACUAUCAACUCACAAUUCGACUCUACCACAGCGAAAUUCUCAUUGAGCUACACAAUCAACCCAGCCUGUAAAUUACCAACAGAAAUCUAUUUAAAUGAAGCUCUUUACUAUCCAAAUGGUUAUUCUGUUGAAUUCAUCCCACAAUUAUAUGCAAACUAUACAUCAACAACCAAUAGAAUUUUUGUCAAUCAUAUAAUUGAUACCAGUCAAGAAUUAACUGUAUUAAUCACUGCCAAUUAG
Molecule: messenger RNA, 1491 nt
Organism: Heterostelium album PN500
Lineage: Eukaryota; Evosea; Eumycetozoa; Acytosteliales; Acytosteliaceae
Exons: 4
Coding region: 1-1491 (496 amino acids)
Molecular function (GO): hydrolase activity, hydrolyzing O-glycosyl compounds
Source: RefSeq, a predicted model, not a curated record